AUGUCUGGCAUUGUCACUAGACCACUUUCUGUUUUCCGCCGACCUGAUUCCUCCAAGCCAUUACAUGCUCGAUGGGGCGACGUGGGUAUUUCAGUCCCUACCGAGGGAUCUUGGAACCAGAUCGACAACCCUCAUCGUCGCGCUCUCGAAGAGCGACAGAGAUACGGGCCCGGCUUUGUACCCGGCUGUGUGAGCCCCAUCCGAGACACUUCGUUGGUAAAAGACGAAGGAGAGGAGGAUGAAGAAGAAGAAGCAGACGAAAAAGAGCAAAGGCGAGAAAUAGCCGACAAGCCUCUCCCACGUCUUCCCAAGCGCCUCCCAACCCUCGGCCGAAGCAACUCACUACAGCCUGGUCGUCUCUCAGUGCGCCUUGCCUCACGCCCCAAGAAUAUGAACGGUGAACCAAAGACAGAACAAGAAGUAUACCUAGAAAAAUCCAAGAAAUCCGACUUCACCUAUAAGCCCAUUCAGCAAGACUACACUGCCGAAGCCACCGAAAUUUCAAAGCGCGGAUACACCCAAAAUAGCCCCUCGCAGCCAGUCUGCCGGGCCCUACCGGUCCUCCGAUGGAAGGCGCGGCUCAUUCACCGAACCGCUUGGGGAAAAAGACAUCAACACGGACCAAGUAUCCCUCCACAAUCCCCCCUACAGAACGAAGCUCUCGGAAAGAAAGCAAGCGAAGAAGCUUUCUAUUCACCCCAAAAGGACCGAUCAACCAGCUCGAGUCCUAGCGCAGCCUAUGAAAUGCCACCCAGGCGGCGCACUUCGCCUUUUGUUGCAGCUGAUCGGAAGCGCAGCUCGCUUGUGCGACCGAUGACUUUGACUAUGGUUCCUGACUCGGAGGAACUAUAUUAA
This is a messenger RNA of Penicillium chermesinum, 855 nucleotides long. RefSeq lists its product as uncharacterized. The coding region runs from base 1 to 855 and encodes 284 amino acids. The transcript has 2 exons. Lineage: Eukaryota; Fungi; Ascomycota; Eurotiomycetes; Eurotiales; Aspergillaceae. The record is from RefSeq and is a predicted model, not a curated record.